AUGCGGUUCAUAUUCCAACUAUUCCUCUCUUUCCUAGUACCAAUUCUUGUGGAUUCUACAGUUUAUAGUCCCAACUCACCCACUAUUUGCCUCACUGAAACUAACAAGGGAUGUCAGGAACAAAUGAAAAAGAAAAAUCAGACAUUGGAAAGUGUGAACGAUAAUUUCCCGCCGCUGAAAGCCCUAAUGAAGAAUUAUACGGAGCAGUGUCAGAAUGUUAUGAAAUGCGCGUCUGGUUUGGAAUGUUUUAAAGGAAAAUCAGAAAAGGCAAUUUUUCAAACAUCCUGUGAUGAAGUCGGCAUAAGAAGAUAUGGCUUCGAUUAUAAUUGUAUGGCACCGAUUCUGGAGAGAGUAUACCAGGAGGACUACAAUUGCACCAAAGAUUUUGGUUACAAAAUUCUGAACCUUACCGUCGCCCAAUCGCUUUUCAAGUCUGAAAAACAAUGCUUUUUGACAAUUGCCAGGAACGCCUGUGACACUACAAACUACAACUUUUUCCUGAAAAACUACGAUGAAAUCGUGGAAGUGUACACCAGUAGACCCGUUCCUGAUAACAGCUUUUGUGCGAGUCCAAGUGAUAAAUUUCACAGACUUCAAUGCGAAAAAUUGGAUGGCGGAUUCAUGACAAAGGCAACUUCAAUACAUGUACUAUCUGUCAAUUUAUCUAAUCCUGUGGUUCAGGAUGUUGUAGAAAUUAGUGAGGCAAUGGAGAAAUGCAUGCAAGAAUCCUGUUGGGUAUUCAAUGAAGACGAGAAGAACUCAUCUAAAGUGUUCACUGACACUUUCCAAGCACUACCUGCAAAUCUGACCAACGUGUUCAAGCUCCGCCCAAGACUGUUGGAGUACAAGUGUCUCGCUAAUAUGAGUUUCUACGAUUUCUAUCACGAGCAGAUGUCUUGUGUAAGAAUUAACGAGGCACCGGAUUGCUUCAUGUUUACUAUUACAAAAUUUUGUCGGGAGGAGAUUUUGGCGGAUUUUGAGAACCUGGAGGUGUCUAUGGGACCGAAUAAUCAGUAUAAUAGUCCAGAAUUUGCGUUUUCAAUGUUCAAGGAUAACAAAAAGAAAAGAAGAUUUGUUAUUACUAUGAAUAAUGAAAAAGUAUUUUAA
This is a messenger RNA of Caenorhabditis remanei, 1107 nucleotides long. RefSeq lists its product as uncharacterized. The record is from RefSeq and is a predicted model, not a curated record. The transcript has 4 exons. The coding region runs from base 1 to 1107 and encodes 368 amino acids. NCBI's taxonomy places the organism in Eukaryota, Metazoa, Nematoda, Chromadorea, Rhabditida, Rhabditidae.